Messenger RNA from Hypoxylon trugodes, 717 nucleotides. Its product is annotated as DNA binding methylated-DNA--cysteine S-methyltransferase. The record is from RefSeq and is a predicted model, not a curated record. The transcript is spliced from 3 exons. The coding region runs from base 123 to 509 and encodes 128 amino acids. Gene Ontology annotation, molecular function: catalytic activity. Gene Ontology annotation, biological process: DNA repair. Lineage: Eukaryota; Fungi; Ascomycota; Sordariomycetes; Xylariales; Hypoxylaceae.
UCAUGCACUUUCCAGCCUCGUAAAACUUCCGUUAUUCUGUUUCUUUAUGUAUAAUUCAACCUUCUAAACUCCCUGACCGACGCUGAGCUGAAUAUCAUAAACUUAACGAGGGAUUUUGUAAGAUGGCAAGGUCGGAUGAAGCCACGGCUUUCUUCACCGCUGUAUACGCCGCCAUACAGGAAAUCCCCCAUGGCAAAGUCACAAGUUACGGGCACAUCGCUAAGUUAAUCGGAACCCCUGAGCGGCCACGCCAAGUUGGCAUAUGCCUUAAACAUCUUCCUCAAGAUACGGAUGCCCGCUUUAAUCACGAAAAUGUCCCCUGGCAAAGGGUUAUAAACGCUAAGGGCAUAAUAUCACCCAGAUCACAGCCUUCAGGAGCGCGAAAUCAGGCGGCUGCUCUAGAAGCGGAGGGUGUUACGGUAACUACCGACGCGCUCGGUGAGCUUAUGGUGGACUUCUCCGAGUUUGGGUGGUUUCCCGAUGUACUGCCUUCGGAGGUAGAAGAAUGAUUAACUGUGCAUCAAAAUUACGAGGUAAUGGUGGGACCACGGAAGCUUUAUUUGGCUGGGCGCGUUGCACAAUUCGAUUUUUGAUGAGCGGUCGACUCGUAAAGACGAAGCAAAAUGAUACGAAAGGGUUGGCAAUCCCACACCACUUAAAUUAUACCUAGAUAGAGGCCGCCAAUGUUAGCAAGAACUCUCAUAGGAGCAUGAGAAU